UUAGUCUGUAAUGAUUUUAGUGAGAGUUCAAUGCAUUUUUUGAAUUAAAUGCAAUCCUGUUUUCUUAGUGAGAUUGUUAAUUGAUUUACAUUAUAGGAUAAGAAUAACGCAGUUAUAAAUUUACCCACACUAUUUUACAGCAAAUAAUUGAGUAAAAACAAAUGUUUUUCCUCUAAAAAAAAAAGGGUGAAACCCAUGUUGGACAUAAAGUACACAAAACCUAUAACUAAAUUAGUUAUGGAAUUUACGUUUCGACUUCGUCUCAUCUGAAUCCGACACUAACUUAGAGCCGGACUAAACUAGCGCCGUAUUGAUGUUGUUUCCAAAAACGGAGACAAUUGUAGACGUUCUCUGCGUAAAAAAUGAAGUUCUACCCAAGUUGUUCCUCAAAGAAGUAAAGGAAUAUUGCAUUGCCAAAUCGAUUUUCGGUUACGCUGGUUGUUAUCGGCUUAAUCAGAACUCCGUUUUGUGAGAAAUUAUGCUUGGUUAGGUAUUAGGUGUGCUCAGGACAACAAAUUGUGCCUCCGUUUUGGAAGCUAGCGCCCAUCCAGUGCUAGCUUAGUCCAGUUCUCAGUGUCUCAGUCUGAUUGUGUCAUUGUAUAAACACUUAAAGGUUUUUUAAAGUAUAAUCACAGUUUUUCUGAAAUAACAACUGCUAUGAAUUCAGCUGGAGAAGAUGCUCGCACGAUGGAUGAAUUAGGCGAACAGUAUAUGCCUAUUGUUGGCGAGAUUAAAAUCGAAAAAGCCGGCGAUGUAGUACACUCGUCUCCAGAGCGUCCAGAUACGGACCAUGACGACAAAGGGUAAGACAAAUCGUACUUGAACAAAUAGAGAAUUUUAAUGAGCACGAGGACGAGCCACUGUACACGUGUGAGGAAUGUGGACAGGGAUUUAUUCGUGCAGAACAUCUGACGUCUCACAUGAGAGUUCAUUCCAGUCAGCCUGUGUACAAGUGCGACAUUUGCGGUAAGAUCUGCGAUUCACAGAGCUCCGUCGAACUGCACGGAAAGUCUCACAUCGGUGAAGUUCCUUUCAAAUGUGUUACUUGUGGUAAGAAUUUCCGCAGUGCACACUACCUCAGGGUCCACCAGCGGAUCCACACAGGGAAGGAUCUGUUCAAGUGUGACAUAUGUGACAAAGAAUUCGUUGUAAAGGAACACAUUGAAAAUCAUAUGAUGAAUCAUCAUUUCAAGGAAAAUAAAAAUAAAUGUGAUAUUUGCGGUAAGGAAUACGGGUCAAGUAACAGUCUAUCCGCGCACCGUUCAACGCAUACCAAUAACAGGCUGUACAGAUGUGAAAUAUGUGGAAAAGUGUACACUACGGAAACGAGCUUGAUAAAACACAGCAAAGUGCACGACAACCCAUACAAAUGUGAGGUCUGUGGGACACAGUUCACUGAAUGCUUGGCCAUGAAGAGGCACAGGUUGACUCAUUUCAUUAAAACUGCUGACAAGCGGUCUUCUGCUGUGUCUCGUUACACAUGUAAUGUUUGUAACACCGAGUGUGCCGAUGCUGUUUCUCUUAAAGAACACCGAAAAAUACACCCCUUCGAAAAUCCGUACGAUUGUGAUAUCUGUAACAAUCAUUUCACGACCAGGAUGAGCCUAAAAAAGCACAUGUUUAAAAUGCAUCCGGACUUAUCGGAUCAUAACACCAAGGACCAACUAGUUUUCAACGCAAGAAAACACCCACCGAUCCAAUGUGACGAGUGCGGGAAGAAAUUCCGACAAAUAGCAGACCUUGAGGUGCAUGUACUAGUUCAUUCCGGGCAAAGACCUUACAAGUGCGAAACAUGCAACAAAGCUUUCGCAAGCCGAAUUUGUCUAAAAACUCACGAGCGCAUUCACACCGGCAAGCGGUGCUACUUGUGUGAAAUCUGCGGCUUGUCCUGUGGUUCAAAUAUCGCUCGCGAUAUGCACCGAAAAAGUCACCUCGGGGAAGAACCGUUUAAAUGUGAUACCUGUGGUAAAAGCUACAGCAAUCUCUACCAACUGAAGAGCCACCAGCGGCUUCACACGGGAAAGAACCUGAUCAGUUGUGAGAUAUGUGGAAGGGUAUUUGUUAGGAAAAGUCAGGUGGAACAGCACAUGUUGAAUCACACCAAUGAGCAUAAAUACAAGUGCGACAUUUGCGAUAAGGGAUGCGGUACCAGUCACGCACUGGCCGAGCAUCGUCGAGUUCACACCGGUGAAAAACCACACAAAUGUCAACUGUGUGGUAAAAUGUACCGGAGUAUGACCGGUUUCAGACAUCACAGUAAAAAGCACAAGAAUCCAUUCAAGUGUGAUAUCUGUGGGACAUUGUUCACCGAAAGCCACGCUAUGAAGAGACACCGGAAGACGCAUCCUAAUUGGAAACGGUCUAAGAAAUGUCCAGAACGUUACUACAAAUGCGAUAUUUGUGAGGCCGAAUUUUUCGACGCACGUUCUUUUAAAAAUCACCGAAAAUCUCACCCGAAAGACGAACACAUAUGUGACCUUUGCGGGAAGGAAUUCCCGCUCAACGCCGGCCUUAAGAGACACCUGAAAAGUGUGCACUUCAUUGACCUUCCCUAUAAAUGUAGCGAGUGUGAAAUGGCUUUUGGGCGAAGCAAGGAUUUGCGCAACCAUAUGUUUGAGCACAGCGAUAAAAAUUCGUUUCAAUGUGAGUUUUGUGGUAAUAAGUUUACGAAAGAAAGAGAGCUAAAGCUUCACAGAAUCAGGGCGCAUUCGGAGAAACUUAAGGGUCUACGGUUCAACUGUGACAUUUGUGGGAAGAAGUUUUCCCAGGAGAGAGAUUUGAGGAUACACAAGACUAAGAUGCAUUCAGAAAAAGUUGAGGAAACAAGAGAUGGAAAUGUUGACGAGCUGAUGUAUGAUCAACCGGUUCCAGGUGACUUAAUUACCAAAAACGAACCGUCGCUGCAGAUCGAAGACAAUGGAACAGAACCAGAAGAAGGCUUUCCGCAUUUCGCGCAGAAAGUCAAAGUAUAAUGUGUGAUCAGUAAUAAAAUAUGUCUCUUCAACCCGAGUGUGGCAUAUCGCACGGAAUAUGGGUUAUUGCGUAAUUUAAGAGACUUCAAAUAUAAAAAUUAAAAUAAACUGCCACCAAAUACAAAUAUGUAUUUGCUGCCACCAUGAGUUAUUUAUUUUAGUUAUUUAUAAAAGGACCCAAGGGAUACCAGGGACGUUCUCACUGUAGAGGAUCAGUCGAAUGAGCCAAGCUCCCCCCACAGUUAAUCGCCAAAGAGAUAGAUACAGAAUGGAUAUUCUCCCUGAUGUUGGUCACUGCAGUGUCUAUCUAGGCUAUUCAUGGAGAGUGAGUGGACUAUCAAAUGCCAAGCUUACCUCCCUAGCUAAUGGCAAAGAAUCGUUACCGCAGCAGUCUACUGUAAUGAUCGAGGAAGAACGCAGCCGUUGUCUCUACCUAGGCCGCCCUGUCAUCAAGGGUAUGCCGGGUAAGUUAAAUAGAGCUCAAGUAGUGAUUAUCUACUACUUACGAACGGAAUGAAAACGUUCUUAUGUUUAUUUCUUUCACUUGUAAUAAGUAGGUGCGCCGAAUG
Molecule: messenger RNA, 3541 nt
Organism: Topomyia yanbarensis
Lineage: Eukaryota; Metazoa; Arthropoda; Insecta; Diptera; Culicidae
Product: zinc finger protein 62 homolog
Exons: 3
Coding region: 921-2972 (683 amino acids)
Biological process (GO): regulation of transcription by RNA polymerase II
Cellular component (GO): nucleus
Molecular function (GO): RNA polymerase II cis-regulatory region sequence-specific DNA binding; DNA-binding transcription activator activity, RNA polymerase II-specific
Source: RefSeq, a predicted model, not a curated record